Molecule: messenger RNA, 744 nt
Organism: Thlaspi arvense
Lineage: Eukaryota; Viridiplantae; Streptophyta; Magnoliopsida; Brassicales; Brassicaceae
Source: the annotation of a GenBank genome assembly
AUGAGUUUCAGAAGACAGAUGAAUGAAAGCGUUUUUGGCUUCUCUACUAGAGAACACUUUCUGCUCCUUCCACAAGCUUUCCGUCACUCACUGUUACGCCAUCAAAUACUAUUGAAAGGGAUUGCUUCUGCAAAAAGGAUGACGAUGGACGAUGGGACUUUUGCUCCACUUCUUACUCUGCUUGAUGAUCCGAUGUUUUACGACUUGUCAAGGCAAGUUCAUGAUGCGAAGAGGGUUUUUGAUGGCUUGUGUGGAUCAAAAGAUUUGAUUUCAUGGAACGCGAUGAUCGCUGGUUUCUCUAAACAUGAGCAAAAGGAAUCUGCUUUUGAACUGUUUAUUGAAAUGCAGAGGAUUUGGAUUGAGACCGACGUUUAUACUUACACCAGCGUCUUAAGCUGUUGCUCUGGAGAAGAACAUCGAAUCUUUGGAAAGUCGUUGCAUUGUUUGGUUAUAAAGAAGGGACUUGAGCAAGUAACUUCAGCCUCGAACGCAUUGAUCUCUAUGUACAUUCAGUUUCCUACAAGCGCCAUGAGAGAAGCUCUCUCUCUGUUUGAAUCCUUGGAAUCUAAAGAUACUGUCUCUUGGAAUUCAAUCAUGACAGGUUUAUCACAGAAGGGUCUCAGCGAGGAUGCGGUGAAGUUCUUUAGCUGCUUAAGAUCUUCAAACAUAGAAGUCGACGAUUACGCCUUCUCUGCAGUACUUAGAUCAUGCUCGGACCUAGCAACACAUCAAUUAGUUCUCUAA